This is a messenger RNA of Belonocnema kinseyi, 942 nucleotides long. RefSeq lists its product as uncharacterized. The record is from RefSeq and is a predicted model, not a curated record. Lineage: Eukaryota; Metazoa; Arthropoda; Insecta; Hymenoptera; Cynipidae. Bases 44 to 844 code for a protein of 266 amino acids. The transcript has 6 exons.
AAUUAUAUGUAUCCAUACGUAAAACGUAAUUUUAUUUUGCUUAAUGCAUAUUUGUUUUAUUAACAGGUCAGCAACAAAAAGGAAAUGCCGCAGAUGGAACUGCAAAAACAGCCGGCCAGCAACAAGGAGGACAGGUCGUAGGUGGCUAUUCUACAACAAACGAAAAGACUGGAUCGAAAUCAAAACUGUCACAAGCUUCAAAGUUUUCAAGAGGGUCCAAGACAUCAAAAGCAUCAAAGGCAUCAAAAUAUUCAAAACAAAAGACAUUUGCUUCAAGAAAAGGUUAAUUAGAAAAACUGCAUCGAAAUCGAAAUCAAAAGCGUCAAAGGCAUCAAAAGCGUCAAAGGUAUCAAAGGCGUCAAAAGUGUCAAAGGAAUCACAAGCGUCAAAGGCACCAAAAGCGUCAAGAGCAUCCGAAGUUUCAAAGGCAUCUAAAGCGUCUAAGGCAUCAAAAGAUUCAAAACAAAAUACAGUUGCAUCAGGAAAAGAAAAGACUGGAUCGAAGUCAAAAGCGUCACAAGCGUCAAAGGCAUUAAAAGCGUCAAGGGGAUCAAAAGCGUCAAAGGCAUCAACAGAUUCAAAACAAAAGACAGUUGCAUCAGGAAAAGGCUGCUGUAAUUAUAACGAAAAAUACCCACUUCUCAAUAUACUCAUCUUCCGCAGCCUAAUCUACAUGUUCCACAACCAAAACCUGUACGAAGAUAUUCAAGCAAAAGGUAGGAUGCAAGUUCUGCAAUAUGUCAAGGAAGAUAUUGCACUUCUGGAUUAUUUCUGGCUAUGUAAAAUAAUCUUGACAACUGGGACAAUUCAAGAAAACCAUAAAAGUCAUAAGAAACUAUUAUAAGAUUUUCUUCAUCCGACUAGCUAAUUGCAGUGUAUUAAUAAAAUUAAUUAAUGAACCUUUAGAUUAAUGUAAACUUCAUAAGUUGGAAUGUGUUGGAA